UGACUCAAAAUCUAAAUAAAAAAAUUUUGUUCAAUCAAAAUGUGCUUUCCAAUGAGAAAGUCCUUCCUGUUUUUACAUGACAGGGUUCACUAGACUCUGUCCUGGAGGGUCAGUGUCCUGCAGAGUCUACCUCUAACUUGCCUCAACAACACACCUGCCUUGAAGUUUCUAGUAUUCCUAGUAAGACCUUGAUUAGCUAGUUCUAUGUGUUUGAUUAGGGUUGGAGCUUAACUCUGCAGGACACCGUCCCUCCAGGACCAAGUUUGGUGUCCCCUGCUAUAGGAGAUACAACAAUAUAGAAUGAAUUUUGCGCUACUCUUUUUGAAAUUCCAAUUUGGAACCAGUGCAAGUUGCUUUGUUGUGCUUGUCUAUUGUGUUUUUCCACAGAGCCGCUAUAGGAGAUCCGGUCCGAGGCUGCACAGACAUUGUGAGACCUGUUUCAGUCGCCGCUGCAAAGCCUCCAUAGAAGUGUCCGUGUCAUGCAUGGUCAUCAACUGCCGCUUGCUUUGUGGGGCCUCCUUCCACAUGUGUAAAGAGGAUGAACACUCUCUGCUGUGUCCUAAUGAGAAGGUGCCUUGUCUCAAUGCUCACUAUGGCUGCCCUUUCACCUUGUGUCGCUCUCGGUUGGCCAAACAUCUUGAGGUGUGUCCCGCGAGCGUCGUCUGCUGCUCGAUGGAGUGGAAUCGUUGGCCUCUUGAGAACCCAGAUGCCCCCUUGUAUACGAACCUACUGAAAGAGCUCCAUGAGCAAGAAUCACUGGACCUUUCCAUGGCACUACAAGACCAGAAACAUCUCUGUGCCCGGUUGAAAAUGAGAAAAUGCUUUCCUGAGUUAAUGGAGGAACUAGAAGAGGAGCCUGCUGCAGUGGAGGAGUACGACGAUGAGGACGAAGCCGUAGGAAAAGAGACUAUGUGUAAUGGGAUGCACAUCAAUGGACAUGAAGGUCCAGGAGGAGGCUUGGUGAAUGGACCCUCUAAAGCUUGUGAGAAAGCUCUGAAAGAAGAUGUGGUCCUCAACGGCCCUGUUGAUAAAGACAAGUACAAUCUUUUCGAAAAGAUGUUUAGCAUGGAAAUGGGUGGUUGCAAGCAAGCAGAGGCAGAGGCAUUGAAAAAAGAAGAACAGAAUGGAAAAAAGACAUCUAAAGGUUCUUCAAAGCCACAAGGAGCUCCUGUAGAGCCCGAGAAAAAGGAAGCAAACGGAUCCCAUGUGGAUAUCACCAAAACUGGACUGGCACCUUGGCAAGAUGGUGUCCUGGAGCGACUCGGACAGGAAAUGAAACCCAGAGAAUUCAACAUGUACAUAGUGCAUCAUGGGCGCAUGUUGAUCUCAUUUGGUCAGAUGGAUGCUUGCACGCCCCGAGAGAGAGACUUUGUUUAUGGGAACUUGGAACCAAUACCAGUCCAGACUCUACGGACCUUCAAGGUUCCCAGUAGUUACAAACAAAAACGCAUUCAACUUAGAGAAUUCAAUACAAGAGUAAUGACCGAGCACAAGGGUGUUGGCACAUCUGACCUGGAUAUGCCUGAGAAAGAUGGCGAGGAGAUGGAUGAGAUGUUUUCAACCCUACUUUGUUAUGCAGAGGUUGAGAUAAGGGGCCACAAAAUAAGUGAAACAGUGGCAACAGAUGGACUUUAUGUCGAUAUCGCAACACAGACGUAUAAUUUUGCCACAGCUCCCUUCAAAUCCAACACAACUCUGACUGAAAUCACAGCAGGCAGGGAUCUGAAACUUCACGUUGACCUCGAUACAGAAGCAGUUACCCUCAGACACAACAAAUCAACCUCAGCUUUCACGUUCAUGUGUGGCCAUGUCUUCCGGCGUGAUGAAUUUGCCUCACACUUUAAGAAUGUGCACUUGGAUAUCCAGUCCUCUCUGAGUGGCUGGUUUGAGCAGAGAUGUCCUCUGGCCUACCUUGGUUGCACCUUCAGUCAGAGAAGAUUACAGCCCUCCACACACAGGGCCAAAGUCUCCUAUAACCAAGACCUCAGUAUUUUCACCCUCACACCUGAGGUUCCUGCCUCUCUUAUGAGCGAUUCACAGACCGUUCCACUAAAGGCACAUAUCAAAUAUAAAGAUUCUCUCAGUAACCUUCCCUUCGAGGUGCUUUGCCACAUAGCUGGUUACCUGGAUAGUUUCACCCUGUCCCAGCUAGCCUUGGUCUCCCGAUUGUUCAGGGACAUAUGUGCCACACUUCUGCAGGAAAGAGGCAUGGUGGGCUUUAAGUGGCACAAAAAGUCAUACUCUCAUGGAGGUACCUGCUGGAAACCUACCAAAGUCUGGGAGUUUAGUACUCUUUUUAGUAAAGUUGGUAACUGGUGCAUCGGUGACACACCAUCAAUGGCUGAACACCUGAAACACUGUCCAUUCUACCAAACUGAACUGAAAACUGAGCCUUUUGCCCUGGCCAGUAUGUUUGACAACAAAGGAAAGCAGAGACACAGUUUGGUUUCUUUGUUGAUGAGAUGCAAAUGAUACUGUAACUGGUACUUUUAUUUAGAAUUUUUGGUAUUUACAGCGAGUCAAAUAUCCACUAGUGAAAAUGAUUCUAUUUAUAUUAUCCUAAUAUUUACUACUGUUAAACUAAUAUUCUACUAAUAUAUGUUUCUUUACAAAUGAUAACAACUGGAGUUAAAACAUUUAUUAAAAAAUGAUCAGUUGAGUGUUUGUUACAUUUUUGCUUUAUUGACAGUAGUCAUUUCCACUUUAUCCCUAUCACAAAAUUGCUCAUUUGACUAGAAUGCAAGUUCUUAUUAUUUAUGGUUAUUUAUUAAUAAUUUUAUUUCUAGGUUUAUAUUAAUUCUGACUCCCAGAUGUUCAGAUAUUAAAGGUAGCCUACUUCUUGUGUGUUUGAUUUCUAACUUAAUUUUGCCUUUUAUUCUCUCUCUGUGAAACUAAAACAAUAAAACGUAAAAUUUAA
Carassius carassius (crucian carp) is the source of this 2917-nucleotide messenger RNA. RefSeq names its product F-box protein 40, tandem duplicate 2 (gene fbxo40.2). The transcript has 2 exons. The record is from RefSeq and is a predicted model, not a curated record. The coding region runs from base 301 to 2472 and encodes 723 amino acids. Gene Ontology annotation, molecular function: protein binding; ubiquitin protein ligase activity; zinc ion binding. Gene Ontology annotation, cellular component: cytoplasm. NCBI's taxonomy places the organism in Eukaryota, Metazoa, Chordata, Actinopteri, Cypriniformes, Cyprinidae.